GGUCGGUCGGUCAGUCAGUCAGUGAGGGAGGGCGGUGGCGGCGGCGGCGACGGAGGAGGAGGAGUCAUAGAGUGGGAAUCUUCCUACCUAAAAUUGCCACAGAGCCAACGAUCAAAUAUACCUACCCCACUAAAUAACCCUCAAAGAUUGCUUGGUGAGACUGCAAAUUCAUAGAACAAGGAUAAAUGCCAUUCCCGGGAAGAAAAAAAAAGUUUGAUUGCAAGAAAUUAAAGAAAACUGAAAUAAAUGAAGACAACUUGUAUGUAGACAAAAUAUGGUUUCAAUGUGAGAAUGAGAAUUGUUUAAAAUGGAGGUUGUUAUCUAGUGAAGAUGCCGCCCAAGUCGAUCGCAGUGAGCCAUGGUUUUGUUUCAUGAGCACUGACCCAAACCAUAACACAUGUUCUGCUGCUGAAGAAUGCUUUCCUGAAGAGUCUCAUGUUCUUAAAAGUGGAUUUAAAUAUGUCUAUUCACAACUUCCUAUAGGAAGUCUAGUCUUGGUGAAAUUGCACAAUUGGCCAAGUUGGCCAGGAAUACUUUGUCUUGAUCCUUUAAUGGGGAAAUAUGUGACCUGUGACCUGGAUGGAAAUGUUGAACAUUAUCAUGUAGAAUUCCUUGGUAAUCCCCAUUCAAGAAAAUGGAUAAAAGCAAACAGUGUUGGUCAUUAUAGUAUCACAUUAAAGGCAGAAAAAUGCAAAUUUAAUAAAAGAUGGUAUGAAAGUGCUCUACAAGAAGCGUACCUAUUAUAUGCAUUUUCUCAUGAGCAAAGACUGGAGAUGUGUCUUCUAUCGAAAAGAGGGAUGCCUUUAGUGGACAAACCUGAAGCAAAUAUUAAAGCUGCCAUAAAAGCCAAGAAAAGAUUGCUGCUUCUAAUGUCACCCUCAGUACUUCUAGGGGAAAAAGAGCUCAAGAAGCCACUGUCAUCUCCAAUGAUCGCCUCCUGGUGGCAUUUACUGUUCCUGCUACCUCUUAGCUACUGUGCAGGAGAUGGAGGAUCACAAGGAGGGCUGGGUGUGCAGGCCUCCCUGGCCUCUGCAAAAGAUGUUUCAUUCUUUGGACUUUUUAGCGUGAUGUUUUCAGCAAUGUUGUCAGAUGCCUUCAACAAGGAUGAAAACGUCAUCGAGGUCAGCUACUGCACUGAUGAUGAUCGUGCACUCGAUGCAGCCUGUCAAGCUGAGAUGAAAGGAUUCUUCAAAUAUUCUUUUGAAAUAGCCUGCUCAGAUGAUGCCUUAUUAAAGGAAAACACAGUUGUUUCUGAGACAGAGGACAUAUUAAAAGAUCUGGAGCAAAUGCUACAGGAAGCAGGAGAGCCCAUGAAGACCUCUGGAGAGUCAGAUGCACAUGGAGAUGAAAUGCACGCAGAAGGAAAGGUAUCUCUGUGCAACACAGAAAUUUCAGAAGAAAUCCUUUGUGAAAACCAGUAUGAAGAAGAUUGUCUUAUAAUUGAUGGAGUGCCCUUCAGAACUGGAGAAUGUAUUGAGAGUAUAACUGACAAGUUUAAAGAAAUAGAUGCUUUGAUGUCUGAGUUUUAGCAUGUAAAUGACUAAAAUGAUCUAUUCAUGUGACUAUUCAUUUUCAUAUGACAAAAGUAUUUAAAAUAUAAGAUCCAAGAGGCAAAAGCA
Messenger RNA from Vombatus ursinus (common wombat), 1619 nucleotides. RefSeq names its product zinc finger CW-type and PWWP domain containing 2 (gene ZCWPW2). The coding region runs from base 186 to 1529 and encodes 447 amino acids. The transcript has 12 exons. NCBI's taxonomy places the organism in Eukaryota, Metazoa, Chordata, Mammalia, Diprotodontia, Vombatidae. The record is from RefSeq and is a predicted model, not a curated record. Gene Ontology annotation, cellular component: nucleus. Gene Ontology annotation, molecular function: zinc ion binding.